Molecule: messenger RNA, 1371 nt
Organism: Caenorhabditis remanei
Lineage: Eukaryota; Metazoa; Nematoda; Chromadorea; Rhabditida; Rhabditidae
Exons: 10
Coding region: 1-1371 (456 amino acids)
Biological process (GO): snRNA transcription by RNA polymerase II; snRNA transcription by RNA polymerase III
Cellular component (GO): snRNA-activating protein complex
Molecular function (GO): sequence-specific DNA binding
Source: RefSeq, a predicted model, not a curated record
AUGAAUGCAUCCGGAGUCCCAACACCUUUUAUGGGAUCAGGAAUAAAACAAGAUCUGCAUUUGUUGUUCAACAAGUUCUCCGCUAUCGAAUCUGAUAAAAUCCGCGACUUCAGCGACGUUUUUCGGGAAUUACACUUCGAAACUAUCUUUCAUUAUCGGCUGAACCCAAUCGAGUGCUUAGAAUUCAGUGAGUACUUACUUCAAAACGCAGCUUUAUAUUUUGAUAAAUAUAAUGAAAUCGGAGAUUCGAGAUCGCUUAAAGAACGAUUGUUUGGUAUAUACGUCUGUUAUGCCCUGUACAAUUUACAGCCAGUCGAUCACAUAUGCCAGAUACCUGUCACACUUGCACAGUUCGAAGAACUGCUUACAUUUCAGAAGAUCCUAGCAUCGAAGAAAAUGCUCGAGCCGCUAGCAGCACUGAAAAGUCUCCUUCUCCAGAAAGCAUUUCGAUUGAAAUUGUUCCAGUCGAUGUACGAUCCCGUGACUCACAAAAAGUAUUUAUCAGAAGAAGAACUUCCAAACUACAGCAGAAAACCGAUCGAGCCGUUUUCGAGAAUCAAACAAAUUCAGAGUCAUCAAGCGUUUGGUGAAUUGAAAUAUAUACAUAAUAUGUAUACAAAGUUUAAAAGAAAAUUGGGAUUGACUGAUAUUCAGUUGAUCGAUAAAGUGAAUCCAAUCGAAGAAAUUCAAAAAAAUCUAGAACAUCACGAAAAGGAACUUCAGUCGGUCAAGACGAAAGAAGACGAGUCGAACGAGAAAUUAGUUGAAUCUGCUGGAUCCAGUCGAUCAGCGUUAAGAAGCAAGGCUUAUUCUGCUGGUUUGAAACACACUAGACAAAGGAGGCAUCUUGAUCCUAACAUGGAAGAGAACUUCAAACAUCUUACAUUCGGACAAAUUGCUCAAGAAUGUUUGGAAGAGCCAUCUAGUCACCUUGGUCCGAGUGAGCGGCCCGUGAAGCGCAAACGGCGACCGCGAACGUUUGAUUCCGAACCACUAGAGCAGUUAGAUGGCCAUGCAAUGGCUGAACAAGUUCUUCGUGACGAAUAUGCAGCACGUGUCAAACCUGAGCCAGAAGGAACAUCCGGUGUUGCGAAAAUUCGAGCUCCCAAACGAACGAAUGUAAAGUUGAUCCAGGUCAAAACAGAACCAGUUGAUAACCAUAAUACACCGAUUACUGCAUCUCAAAUUGAUGCAUCAUUCAAAUCACCUGAAAAGAAGAGACCCACUCUGCAGCAGGAUGUGAAACCAAAAAUCAGCAACGAAUGGGCGAAUAAACUACAUGCAUGGACUGGACAAGUUGAGGCUACUGACAAACAAUUGAAAAAGCUGAAAAGUCAAAUUAAGCUUGAAAUGGUGGACGAAGAUGAAUAA